AAAAACACUAGUGCUGAAGACGGUGUUGCAGAUGAGGAUAGAUGUAUGGAACCACUCGAUCCAGGGCCUUGCCAUUAUUUUCAGUUAAAGUGGUACUGGGAUGAGACCGACCAACAGUGCAAGCAGUUUCACUAUGGUGGGUGUUUGGGCAGUCGAAAUCGCUUCAACAGCAAGAUGCAGUGUAUGAAACAGUGCGUAUAUAAGAUGCAUAACCCUGUUGCUAUACCUGAGCUAUGCUUGUUGGAUCUAGACCCAGGACACUGCAACGAUGAUCGGAAAGGUCAGUGGUGGUAUUAUUUUAAUGCAGCAGAGGGCGAGUGCCAAAAAUUUUUUUAUUAUGGAUGCGGCGGCAAUGACAACCGCUUCUAUAGUGUUUACCAGUGUCGGAAGGUGUGUGGCGAACGCCUGGCGCCCAAUAUUGUAUGUGAUCGCUGCGAUAUCCGUACAUCAACGUGCAGGGCCCACUCGAAGUACAAUUAUACAUGUGAAUGCAGGGAUGGCUAUGCUAAAAAUGCGCAUGGCGAAUGCGUCGAUGUGGACGAAUGCCGCAGCGGAAGUGCUUUGUGUGAUCGAAAUGCGUGGUGUGUAAAUACAAUUGGUUCAUAUGCUUGCAAAUGUAUGGUUGGUUAUAGCGGCGAUGGACAAAAGUGCACUUACGUGGGAAUUGGUUAG
Messenger RNA from Gongylonema pulchrum, 672 nucleotides. The record is from the annotation of a GenBank genome assembly. Lineage: Eukaryota; Metazoa; Nematoda; Chromadorea; Rhabditida; Gongylonematidae.